GGCUCGGGGCAAUCGGUCUUGAGACUUAAAAACAUGGAAUGUGCUGCGGUUUACCGUUGCACAGUUCGCUCAUUUAUCAAGAACAUUCGUGGUGGUCUUUUGACAAUUUAAAGAACAGACUCAGACUUUGUCGUUGUUUCGUUUGGAGUUUACCGGUACUUUGUCUCAAUUGUUGACCCAUUUUAAUGUCUGCAGUGUGUUGUUUGGUGUCCUGUAACUUUUUGAUAAUCUUCUUCAAAGCGAAGCCUGGCUGUCGUCAGCGUUUUCGCCAGAGCAUCCAGGGGGAGCUUGUGAUCCACCAGCUGACUGCUAAUCCUCUGUGGCUGAUAACUUGUGACCUAGCAUCCUUGUGUCCUCAUGCGUUGGUGAUAUGGGAGAGUGGUGGACAACUGCGACAGGAGACGCGUCUAUGGAUCAGCAGCCCACGUCAUACUCCAGAUUUAAUGCCAUUUUGGGAUUUGUUUCAUCAGGAGCCUAUGAGAUCUCUAGCAUUUCACAUGUGACGAUGUCCCCGUCAAGACAGAACAACCUUGUGUCACUGCAGCCUUCGUUUAAGAACUCCUACAAUCUGCUCACAGUCUUUUGCACAGAUGACAACAUCCCGCAGUGUAUCUCCUACAUCAAUCAGGAGUUCUCCUCCCUGGGUCUCUCCUCAUGCAUGGAGCUAAGAUCAGCAGGAGCCGCAGGCCUCAGCGCAGUGCCCGCUUUGAACGCUGCUUUCGAGCUGCUGCAGAUCCACAGGCGCACCCUGGCCAGUUUGGAGGAGCUUGAGAAAGAGCAGUACAAGAGGUCCAGCACCUUGGAUCACAUGCAGAUGAGCAAUUCAAGACUUAGGGAUCAGCUUGAACUGUCCAUUCGGGAGAAAUCGGGUUUACAUGAAACCGAAAGGCAGCUUCAACUCAAAAUCAAGACUCUACAAAGUUGCCUGAAGACUGAGAAAGAUGAGGUCCAAAAGCUUCACAGUAUAGUUGCCAGCCGCGCGUCGCAGUACAACCACGAUGCCAAGAGGAAAGAGAGAGAGUCGGCGAAGCUCAAGGAACGUCUCAGUCAGCUACUUGUGGACAGAAGAGAUAGAAAAUUGGCUAUUGACGUGCUGAAUUGCAUUGGACGAGCAGACGGCAAAAGGAGCCACUGGAAGACCGCCAAAGUCACAGCCAGUCACGAAGGGCAGAUGUAUAAGUCCAUGUUGCGUGACUACGAAGCCAGCCAGCGGUCACUGAUGCUGGAGAAUGCAGAGCUAAAGAAGGUCCUACAGCAGAUGAAAAAAGAAAUGGUACACAUGUUGAGUCCACGCCAGGUGCCAUGCAGAGGAGCAGGCACUGAUGACAGCAAAGAGGCGUUGGAUUCUGAUGGGGAGGAGAAGACAGGUGACUCCAGUAAGGAAAUACUGGACCGGUCAUGUGACCCAGCGAGGGAGGAGCUCACCAACAGUAUUCGCCAACAAUGGAGGAAAGUGAGGAGCCACAUGGAGAAAUUGGACCACCAAGUUAAAAAUCAGGUAGAGUCCAAUAAGGAGGUGAUCCCGAGGGAAACCCACGAGGACGAGAUGGAGAGGAUGAGGCGCGAAGUGCAGCAGUGCAAAGAGUUCAUUCACACACAGCAGCAACUCCUCCAGCAACAACUGAACGGGUCAUUUGACGACGAGACGGCCGGGCUCCUUAGUGACUGCUACACUCUGGAAGAGAAGGAGCGGCUCAAAGAGGAAUGGAGGCUAUUUGAGGAGCAGAAAAGGAAUUUUGAGAGGGAGAGAAACUAUUUCACUGAGGCCGCUAUCCGCCUCGGACGAGAGAAAAAGGCUUUUGAGGAGGACCGUGCCUCAUGGCUGAAAAGUCAGUUUCUAAACAUGACCCCCUUUGACAACCGGAGUAGAUGCUCCUCAACUGAUGGUUAUAGUGCCUUAUCGAUCAGAAGCGAGCCAGAGACGAGGGCAUCUUCGGCGAAAAGCCAGCUUUCCAAAUCCCUAAACUAUACAUCGUUCUCUACUGCUAAACCUGCUCCUGCACAGAGCACCAUGGUGCCAUCCACUGCUGAACUUAACCGGGCAUUCUACCUCAUCCCAGACUCUAGUUCCUCUGGGUGUUUAAAUCGAGUACGCCGGCAAGAGGCCAGCAGCACGUUGGAAGAUGACAGAGACUCUCGUGUCAUGGCCAAAAACAGAGUCUACAAUGGAGACUUGAGUAUCUUCUCUCUCGAGACUGAUCAGAGCAGCCUCACUUAAGAGCCAAUGUGGCUGAUGAACUCUUGAAUAUUUUUUUCAUACAUGCAUACCGAUCAGUGACCAAAUGAACAAGAACGCACUUUAUAAAAGUCUGCUCUGAAAGGGGCUGAGAAUUUUACCAUGUACUGAUAUGAUUGUUUUUCUUAAAUGUUUUCAAAGAUAAGAUGAUGCACAGUCAGUUGAUUUCUUCAAUACAUUUUUGUGUAAUAUCUAUAUAAGAUGAUUAAUAAAUAGUUAUUUGAUUUAAA
This is a messenger RNA of Syngnathus acus (greater pipefish), 2466 nucleotides long. It is a transcript of the gene ssx2ipa, whose product is annotated as synovial sarcoma, X breakpoint 2 interacting protein a. The coding region runs from base 371 to 2218 and encodes 615 amino acids. The record is from RefSeq and is a predicted model, not a curated record. The transcript is spliced from 15 exons. NCBI's taxonomy places the organism in Eukaryota, Metazoa, Chordata, Actinopteri, Syngnathiformes, Syngnathidae.